UUAUUUUGUUUCGGUUAUAAUCUACAAAAAUAUGCUGGUAGAUCUAUUAUCUGAUUGUUGUUACAAUUAGGUUGCGAUAUGUUUGGUUUAAUUUCUCAUUUUUGAUAAUCUCCGAUUGUGUAGCAAGCACAUUUUAUCUUUGAGGGCAGGGAUGGAUCCAGGAAUUUAUAUGAAGAGGGGCAAAAAUAUAUAUAGACAAAAUUUAAGAGAUUUAAGAGGGGCAAUUAGUGAGAAAUUAAACCAAAUAUAUUUUACAUGUAUAGUUUAUGUAUAUGUGAUGAAAUUUGAGGUGGGGCAUUUGCCCAUGCUAACUAGUAGCUAGAUCCGUCCCUGUUUGAGGGUAUCAUCACCUAUAAUUCAGGGAAAGAAUGGCAUCUGUGACUCUUCAACCUCGAUGUUACUUCAGUAACUCUUGCGUCAAUCAGCAGAACGGAAUCGCUUCAUUUAGGUUGAUUUCAAAAGGCGUCAAGCUAGAUAUUCCUUUGACAAGAAGAAGUUAUAGCUCUAGGAGAAGAACCAUUGCUGUGACUAAGGCAUCGGCCUCGCACUCCACAACAGUCCCUGAUCCAGUUUUGUCCCCAUCAAGUGGCACCUCAAGUGAAGCCAAGAAGAAAUCAAAUGAAGCUGCACUGAUUCUGAUCAGACAUGGUGAGUCUAUGUGGAAUGAGAAGAACCUGUUCACCGGUUGUGUCGAUGUGCCACUCACCAAGAAGGGAGUGGAAGAAGCUAUUGAAGCUGGCAAAAGAAUCAGCAACAUACCAGUCGACAUGAUCUAUACUUCUUCUUUAAUUCGUGCACAGAUGACUGCUAUGCUUGCAAUGACCGAACAUCGUCGCAAGAAGGUUCCAAUUAUUUUGCACGAUGAGAAUGAGCAAGCAAGAGUAUGGAGCCAAAUAUUUAGCGAAGAUACUAAGAAACAAUGCAUCCCAGUUGUAACUGCUUGGCAGCUAAACGAAAGAAUGUAUGGAGAACUACAGGGCCUGAAUAAGCAAGAAACAGCCGAUAGAUACGGUACCGAACAAGUCCAUGUGUGGCGACGCAGUUACGACACACCUCCUCCAAAUGGCGAGAGUCUGGAAAUGUGUGCUGAGAGAGCUGUUGCAUACUUCAAAGAAUUUAUUCAACCCCAGCUUUUGUCUGGGAAGAAUGUGAUGAUUGCGGCCCAUGGAAACUCACUGAGGUCCAUUAUCUGGUAUCUGGACAAGCUGACUUCUCAAGAGGUCAUUAGCUUGGAAUUAUCAACUGGGAUACCAAUGCUUUACAUUUUUAAAGAGGGUAGUUUUAUUCGCAGGGGUAGCCCUGUGGCACCAACCGAAGCUGGUGUUUAUGCUUACACUAAGAGUUUGGCUCAAUACAGGCACAAAUUAGAUGAAAUGUACCAAUCCUGAUGGAGCUAUGAGAUAAUGUGCUCCGAUAAAUUUCUGAGCCAAUGUGUCAGAAUCCUGAAGAAGCACAGUCACAAUCGUGCUCUUAGUGUCACAUUUACUUGAUUGAUUGUUGUAUCUGAACCUAUGAAAACUCAGAAAAAAAAAGGCACUUCUGAAGAGUAAUGUAUUAUCUAGUCACAGAACUUCUAUACAAGAUCUUAUUUUAUA
Salvia splendens (bonfire salvia) is the source of this 1595-nucleotide messenger RNA. Its product is annotated as 2,3-bisphosphoglycerate-dependent phosphoglycerate mutase 1. Lineage: Eukaryota; Viridiplantae; Streptophyta; Magnoliopsida; Lamiales; Lamiaceae. The transcript has 8 exons. Gene Ontology annotation, molecular function: intramolecular phosphotransferase activity. Gene Ontology annotation, biological process: glycolytic process. Bases 369 to 1388 code for a protein of 339 amino acids. The record is from RefSeq and is a predicted model, not a curated record.